AUGUCGGCGCCGAUGUCGUUCCCAUCCAUGCUCAACGCGCUGCAACCGUUCGCGGCGCAAAACCAGCGACAGUUGAUCAACAUGAUGGACGAUCUCAUGGGCGGCGCGUUCGAGACGCUGGAUCCGUUUACGAUCAGAAUGCAUCGCGAUCAUACCGAGGGUGUACCGCAGCAGAUUCUCAACUUUCCCAUGGGUGCGUCAUUGUCGCGCGCAAACGCGGAUUUAAUCGCGCUCGAUGUUGACGACGAGACGAGACGAGACGCGAUACUGACAUUUCGAUUUUCGUUCACAGACGUCAUCAUGAAGAAGGACAAGUACCUGAUUCACGCGGAUCUUCCCGGUUUGUCGAUGAAGGACGUCACGGUCGAGGUCGAAGACGUCGACGAGAUGACGAAGAUUUUGCACAUCACCGCCCGACGCGAGCAUCGCUCAGAGGAGCAGGAUCAGGACGAAAGCGGAAAAUGGGUCGCGUACGAACGGUUCUACGGCAAGAUGGAUCGCUCUUUUCCACUCCCCAAGGACGUCGCUCUCGAUGCCGGAAACGAUCAAGCGAUCCAGUGUCGAUUGGUGAACGGAGAGUUGACGAUUUCGAUCAAGCGCCAGCCUCCGCCUGAGAAGGAGAAAGCGCCGCCGAGAAUGAAGAUCCCAAUCAUCGAUCACUGA
This is a messenger RNA of Ostreococcus tauri, 663 nucleotides long. Its product is annotated as HSP20-like chaperone. The transcript has a single exon. Gene Ontology annotation, biological process: protein folding; response to salt stress; protein complex oligomerization. The coding region runs from base 1 to 663 and encodes 220 amino acids. Lineage: Eukaryota; Viridiplantae; Chlorophyta; Mamiellophyceae; Mamiellales; Bathycoccaceae. The record is from RefSeq and is a predicted model, not a curated record.